GCACAAAUCGCGAUGAGCGCUUUCGAAUUAAUAAUCAUGUUCGACCGAAGCUUUUGGGUCGGCGGAUCUUGUGCUUGAGGCGAAAGAGGCUUACGGGUAUAUAUCAGAAAGCCGAACAGAGUAUCGGCUAACGAAAUUGGUCGUCGAGUCCUGAGCUUCGGCGAAACACGCGCGGACAAGAUUGCCUGGCUACAGCAUCAUGGCGCCACCGCAAAUUACCCUCUAUACCAACCAUAGAUGUCCCUAUGCGCACCGCGCGCAUAUCACUCUCGAGGAGCUUGGUCUUCCUUUCGAAGAGGUUGUUAUUGACCUUGACAAGCCACGGGAGCCGUGGUAUCUGAAGAUCAAUCCUCGCGGUCUCGUCCCUUCGAUCAAGUACUCCGACGAUCAGAUCAGCAAUGCGGUCAUUACCGAGUCUGCCAUCGUCACACAAUUUCUUGCCGAUAUUCACCCCAGCCAUCUGCUACCAGCAUCCAAUAGUUCUUCAUAUGCAGCGCUCGCACGAGCUCGCGUGAACUUCUUCAUUGACACAUGGAGCACUAAGAUCGGAAGCUUCAUGUUCUCUAUCUUUCGCGCUACUACUGAAGAGGAGAGGCAGGCUAAGGCUCAGGAAUGGGUCGCUGCAGUCAAAAAGGAAAUUGAGCCUCUGCUCGCCGAUGCCGACCCUUUCUUCGGGGGGAGUAAGAAGCUGACACUCGUUGAAGCUAACGUAGCACCCUUCCUUCUUCGUAUAUUUGCUCUGUCUGGCGCUGGUGUACUGCCCACCUCCGUCAAGACUGGCCUCGAUCAGCUUCCCAACUUCUCCAAGUGGGCCAAGGCAACUAUUGAGCAACCAAGCGUCCUCAAAAUCUGGGAUGAGGAGAAGGUUAUUGCCGGAACCAAAGCUCGUAUCGAAAAAAUGAAGGCAGCCACUAGCAACGGGGCCAAGUAAAGCUUUUUGUCUUUAUGCCAAUCUCCUUAAAGUUUGACGUCCCAAGGAUUUAACGAUUAAUGCUCUUGCUAUGUUUUAUUACUGCGAGUGGUACAGUCAAUUUUUUGUUCUAUGUGCGCUAAUCUUGAAUUUACAGUCAAUAGUAUGGUCUUAUCUUGAUGUCGAGUAAGCCCGCCAUGCUCUCCAGCCAAAGGCAUUAACAAUUAACGAAAUCAAUUCCGAUCAUUGCAGUUUGUUGUACAUUAAUCCCAGUUCCAAUUGUUCUUUGCUUACAUGAAUGUUGCUCCUGUAUAUCGUGUACGCUACCAAACUGAGUUGACAUGUUAUGGAAUCUGAUGGGGCACAGAGUUCCUUCGCUGACGCUUCUCUCGGUGUUUGUCUUCAACGACCGUACAGAUAGUUGCUCCACGUGCUCGGAAUUGCAAGAGCACCAGAGCAGCUCUUGAAUCUGGUACUCCAUGUUCGAUCCGUUCCCUAUUAAUCGACAACCCUGGCUUGUGAGGUGAUUGUUUCUCAUCGGAAACGUGCUCGAGCUCAUCGUGUAA
Verruconis gallopava is the source of this 1476-nucleotide messenger RNA. RefSeq lists its product as uncharacterized. Gene Ontology annotation, cellular component: cytoplasm. The transcript has 3 exons. Bases 200 to 931 code for a protein of 243 amino acids. NCBI's taxonomy places the organism in Eukaryota, Fungi, Ascomycota, Dothideomycetes, Venturiales, Sympoventuriaceae. The record is from RefSeq and is a predicted model, not a curated record.